This is a messenger RNA of Eublepharis macularius, 1532 nucleotides long. RefSeq names its product interstitial collagenase-like. The coding region runs from base 1 to 1410 and encodes 469 amino acids. The record is from RefSeq and is a predicted model, not a curated record. The transcript has 10 exons. Gene Ontology annotation, biological process: extracellular matrix organization; proteolysis; collagen catabolic process. Gene Ontology annotation, molecular function: metalloendopeptidase activity; zinc ion binding. Gene Ontology annotation, cellular component: extracellular matrix. NCBI's taxonomy places the organism in Eukaryota, Metazoa, Chordata, Lepidosauria, Squamata, Eublepharidae.
AUGAAAAGUCCUCAGCUUCUACUGCUUCUGCUACUAAGUUCCACGUAUUCCACCGCGUUCCCUGUGGACACUGGCAGCAAUGGUGGAGACAUGCAGUUGGUUGAGAAAUAUUUAGAAAAUUUCUACAGUCCUGAAGGGGAGGAGGUUCCCCGGUCAAAGUCAAGAAGCUUUAACUCUGUGACGGAAAAGCUGAAAAAAAUGCAAAAGUUUUUUGGGCUGGAAGUGACUGGGAAGGUGGAUGCUGAAACAUUGGAUGUAAUGAAGCAGCCCAGGUGUGGAGUACCUGAUUUGGGUGGCUUUACCCUCACUGAAGGGAACCCUAAAUGGGACAAAACCAAUCUGACAUACAGGAUUGAAAAAUACACACGGAAAUUGGGGGGAUCUGAAGUGAGGAGAGCUAUUGAGAAAGCACUCAAAGUCUGGAGUGAUGUGUCACCCUUGACGUUCAAAGAAGAGACUGAAGGCAUUACAGAUAUAAUGAUCUCCUUUAACAGAGGAGAUCAUGGUGAUAACUCACCCUUUGAUGGACCCAGUGGGAUAUUGGCACAUGCAUUUCAGCCUGGGAGACUCAUAGGUGGAGAUGCACAUUUUGAUGAUGAUGAAAAUUGGGGAGAUCAAGGCCCAAGAGGCACCAACCUGUUUAUAGUUGCUGCCCAUGAGUUUGGACAUUCACUGGGUCUAUCUCACUCCUCGGAAGCCGGAGCACUGAUGUACCCCACCUAUGCUUACAUAGAACCGAGCUUGUUUAAACUUCCUCAAGAUGAUAUCAAUGGCAUUCAGACCAUCUACGGAAAAUCUCAGAACCCACAACAACCAACUGGACCAGUCACACCAAAAGCUUGUAGCUCCAGAACAACUUUUGAUGCUGUCACCACUUUACGGGGAGAAAUCAUGUUCUUUAAAGACAGGUUUUUCUGGCGCAAAUCCCCUCACUUACCAGAUAUAGAACUCAAUGCCAUUUCCCUCAACUGGCCAAGUUUGUCUUCUGGAGUAGAUGCUGCCUAUGAAAGUUAUGAAAAUGACCAAGUUCUUCUUUUUAAAGGAAACCGAUAUUGGGCUCUAAACGCUUAUGAUAUUGUGCGUGGCUAUCCUAAAAGAAUCACUCAUCUGGGGUUCCCAAAAUACAUUAAGCAAAUUGAUGCUGCAUUCAGUGUUCCAGAGACUGGGAAGACAUAUUUCUUCAUUGGUAGCAAGUACUGGAGAUAUGAUGAAUACAGUCAAUCCAUGGAAAAAGGCUAUCCCAGAUAUGUAGCCCAAGACUUCACAGGAGUUGGCCCCAAAAUUGAUGCUGCUUUGAGGCAUGAUGGGUACACCUAUUUUUUCCACGGAACGAAACAGAUCCAGUUUGACCUUAACAGCAAAAGGAUUGUUCGAGAUGAUCAAAGAAGCAAUUCUUGGCUGAAUUGUUAACUUUCCUCUGUUCAGUACAACAUCAUAGGCCUAAUGUUGCUUUGGAGGCAUGGUUCUUCCUCUUUUAUUCGGCGUUCGAAGAUCAUGCCUGGUGUUCUUCUCUCAUCCUGAGUUACAGCAAU